Molecule: messenger RNA, 168 nt
Organism: Dentiscutata heterogama
Lineage: Eukaryota; Fungi; Glomeromycota; Glomeromycetes; Diversisporales; Gigasporaceae
Source: the annotation of a GenBank genome assembly
AUGUCUUUAAAUGAAUCCAAUUCUGAUGCUUCUACACCAUUAGAAUCGACAUCAUCAGAAUCAGAAGCAAUUAUAAUUUUCCACGAAAAAAAAAAACCAUUUGAAAGAGUUCUAGAACAAAAGAUCGUUUUAAAUUUACCAUUUGACUAUUUGAGUGAAGCAGAAUGA